This is a messenger RNA of Salvia hispanica, 1612 nucleotides long. RefSeq names its product UDP glycosyltransferase 9-like. Gene Ontology annotation, molecular function: quercetin 7-O-glucosyltransferase activity; quercetin 3-O-glucosyltransferase activity. The record is from RefSeq and is a predicted model, not a curated record. Lineage: Eukaryota; Viridiplantae; Streptophyta; Magnoliopsida; Lamiales; Lamiaceae.
CCAUUAACAAUACUUAUACGGACGGUCAACGAUGGUGCAGUCCUAUGAUUGCUACUAAACUAUAAUAGGCCACCAAAACAUUCCUAACUCUUGACUUGGUUCAUCACAUCACACCUCCAUAAAUCCAAAAGUAAGAAACAAAGAAAAGCAAAGAAAUGGAUGCAGAGGUGGUGAUGAUCCCAUACCCAGCCCAAGGCCGCAUCAACCCGGCUGCCGCCUUUGCCGAGUCCCUCGCCCUCCACGGCCUACGCGUCACCCUCACCACCACCAUUUCCCUAUCCGAAACCGCUACAUUCCACCACUCAUCCAUCACCAUCCACCCCCUCUCCGAUGGCCACGAGCAAGUCACCCAGCCCGAGACCCUCGAGGCCUACCUAGCCCGUCUCAAGGCCAAUCUGUCACGCAGCCUGGCCGCCUUCUUGGACGAGUGCGGCCAGGUUAAAGCCGUGAUCUACGACUCUGCAAUGCCGUGGGUGCUUGAUAUCGCGCACGAACGAGGCUUGCUCGGGGCUACAUUUUUCACUCAGCCUUGCAGUGUUACCGCUGUUUAUUACCAUUUGGGACAAGGGUUGCUGAGGUUUCCACACAAUCAAGACUCGACUGUGAACUUGCCGGCGCUGCCUCCUCUUCGACCGCAUCAUCUGCCUUUGUUUGCACAUCUUGAUGAACCGAGGAUUACUUUGGAUCUUGUUGCUCAUCAGUUUGAUAAUCUUGAGAGAGCUGAUUGGAUCUUCUUCAACUCAUUUUACAAGCUUGAAUCUCAGGUAUUAGAUUGGAUGGCAAGGAUAUGGCCAGUCAAGACUGUUGGACCAACUUACUUGCUACUCCAAAAAAGCAAGAGAUCAGUUUCGAACCACAUCAUCAACCUGUUUGAGUCAAAACAAGAUGAAGCGUGCCAAAAAUGGCUCGACGCCAAGGGGAGCGGCUCGGUCGUGUACGUCUCUUUCGGAAGCUUAGCGUCUCUCCAAAAGGAGCAGAUGGAGGAGCUCGCCCACGGCCUAGCAAUGAGCAACUGCCCAUUUUUGUGGGUGGUGAGAGCUUCUGAGAUGGAUAAGAUAAAGAAUCUUGAUUUAGAGAAAGGCCUUGUUGUUGAGUGGUGUCAUCAGCCACAUGUACUGGCCCAUAGCGCUGUGGCGUGCUUCCUGAGCCACUGUGGAUGGAACUCGACUCUCGAGGCACUGAGCCACGGCGUGCCUCUUGUGGCCAUGGCGCGGGAAUAUGAUCAGCCAACAAAUGCUAUGUUUGUCGAGGACGUAUGGGGGUUCGGGAUCGGAGUUAGAGCUGGCGAGGAUGGAAUCGUUUCGAGAGAGGAGAUCGCGAUGCGGGUUAAACAAGUUGUUGAAGGAGAUGAAGGGAUUGAGCUCAAGAAAAAUGCUUCUAAGUGGAAGAGUUUGGCUCAUGAGGCUGUGGAACAAGGUGGGACUUCUGCUACUAAUAUUGAUGAAUUUGUUUCCGCACAAAGAAAAAUAGAAUAAUAGAGAGAUGAAACUCACUCGGUCCCAAUAAACUUGUUGUAUUUUCCAUUUUCAGCCUACUUCCUUCGUCCCUGAAUAAUUGUCACUCUUUGACAGGACUAAGAAAAAUUGAUUGAAAAAGUUAGUAGAACGUGGAA